Lates calcarifer (barramundi perch) is the source of this 4670-nucleotide messenger RNA. RefSeq names its product tyrosine kinase with immunoglobulin-like and EGF-like domains 1 (gene tie1). Gene Ontology annotation, cellular component: signaling receptor complex. The transcript is spliced from 24 exons. NCBI's taxonomy places the organism in Eukaryota, Metazoa, Chordata, Actinopteri, Centropomidae. Gene Ontology annotation, molecular function: ATP binding; transmembrane receptor protein tyrosine kinase activity; protein binding. The record is from RefSeq and is a predicted model, not a curated record. Gene Ontology annotation, biological process: cell surface receptor protein tyrosine kinase signaling pathway; multicellular organism development; protein phosphorylation. The coding region runs from base 296 to 3694 and encodes 1132 amino acids.
CUCUUCCUUCCUUUCCCACCCAGAGAAAGCAGAGUUUUACCACAAGUCUAACUCCGUGCUAAGUGUUAGGGACAGUGGAACCAUUUCUUAAAGCGACGCGUGACCGUUGUUGUCGUUACCUAAGAGAUUUUACACCUGAACCGGGGCUUUGGAUUAUUCGCCGAGUUAUGCGUAAAAAAGCGCACCGCUCGUCGUGACGCAGCGUCACCGUUUUGGAUGUAGAGCUUUCCUUGUAAAUCCGAACUGGCAGUUGAUUUAGUAACACAACUUCUUCCCAGUGAGGAUUAUAUAUAUCAUGAGGAUUUUGUGGCUGUUUGUCUUGUGCUUCAUUCAUUUCUCAGAUGCUGUGAUCGACUUGACCAUGAUCUCCACAGUGGAGGUCAGCCACGCCAGUCACUUCACCAUCACUUGUAUCAAUGGGGAGCGCAGCUUGGCCAAUUGUGGGCUGGACAUCAAGAGAGACAACAAAAUUCUCAUAUUCCCUAAGAGGCCAAAUUUUAAAGUGCAUAAACCCAAGAACAAAGAGGUAAUAGCCAGAGAGUUCCGUGACCUGGAUCACAUUGGUAUCUUCUACUGUGAAGCCACUCAGGAAGCCAAUCCCCCGCAUGAGACGGUUACGAUGAUCAACAAUUGUGAUGGCGCAAAGCUAAUUCCAACCCACCUCACUCUGACUGCCAACAAAGGAGAAACUGUUCACCUCAGCAUGGAGCUACUCAGCUCAGAAAAGAGAGAUGUGACCUGGAAGUACAACGGAAACUACUAUUAUAUGACACACUGGAACGAAAUGAUUAAUGGCACUGCUGUACUGGCAGUAGAGAAUGCAGCUUUCGCCAAUCAAGGCAUCUACAGUGCCAGCUAUGUGGGGGACAGUCCACUUAAGGGUGCCUGGAUGAGGCUCAUUGUCAGAGACUGUCCCAGUAAAAAGUGGGGUCCUUACUGUGAUAAGGACUGUCCGGAGUGUGUCAAUGGUGGAGUGUGUCAUGAUGUGAACGGAGACUGUAUCUGCCCUCCAGGAUUCAUGGGUACACGCUGUGAGACAGCCUGCAGAGAAGGAAUGUUUGGUCGAAACUGCCAGGAGUCAUGUGGCUCUGAGCUGAACUGCACAGGGCUUCGUUUCUGCCUACCAGACCCUUACGGCUGCUCUUGUGCCAGCGGCUGGUUUGGCAGCCGUUGUGAGAAGGCCUGCCAUAAUGACAUGUAUGGACCGGACUGCAAGCUGAGCUGUAAAUGCCAGAAUGGAGGAGUUUGCAACCGUUUCAGUGGAUGCCAGUGUCCCACAGGGUGGAGAGGACAGAACUGCGAGAGGUCUGACCGGGCUCCUGAAAUCUUGGACCUGGAUAGUAAUCUGGAGUGGAAUCUCAACUCCAGCCCCAAGAUCUUUUGCUCAGCCACAGGGAACCCCCUGCCCAGCCACAACAGCAUUGAGCUUCGAAAGUUGGACAGCACUGUGCUCAAGGCCUCUCGCACCACCAUGGACUCAGAUAAGAGUACAGCCCUCUUUGAGAUCCCUCGCCUGACUGCUCAACAAGGAGGAUUGUGGGAGUGCAGGGUAUCCACCAAUGGAGGCCAGGACUCCCGCAAGUUCAACCUCACCGUUAAAGUGCCCCCUGUGCCCACUACUGCUCCCAAACUGCUAGAAAAGAGGAGUAAGCAGCUGCUGGUAAUGCCGGUGGACUCUUACAGAGGAGACGGCCCCAUUGUCUCCACCAGACUCCUCUACAAGCCUGUGAAGACCGGAGAUUCAUGGUCCUCUAUCAUAGUCUACAGUGACAAAGAGCCCAUCACGCUGAUGAACCUGGAGCCUUCGACAUGCUACCAUGUCCGUGUCCAGCUGAGCCGUCCUGGAGACGGAGGAGAGGGGGACCCAGGGCCAGAGGCCAUCAUGGAGACUGAUUGUCCCGAGCCCACAGUUCAACCUGAGAUUGACAUCAGUUCGGUGGAAGGCCGCAAUGCCACUGUACGCUGGCGACUGCCCGCCAACAAUGGCAUUAAUUCUGGCACAGCCAGUGGCUUUUUAGUGCAGCUCUACGGGCCACCGCCCAACAGGGAGAAACUGCGAGAGGAGUUCACCCUGCUCAAUGUGCUUUCCAUCAAGUUCCACAACCUGGAGUACCAGCAAGACUACACUGUGGUGGUGCGUCUCAUCAACUGUGACAGCCAGGGGCCACCAUCUAAACCCUACCACUUCCGCAUCAACAGCCAGGGCCCUUCAUCCCCACGCAACGUCCAGGCCCUGCCCCUAUCCAUGUCAGCCAUUCAGGUGAGGUGGCAGCCCCCUGAGGAUCCCAAUGGAGGCAUCAUUAAAUACAUCAUAGAGUACCAGCCAGUCGGCCAGGGGAGCCUUUACCCUUGGGUGGACACAGAUGAUGGGAACAAGACCACCAAAGAUGUGACAGCAUUGAACGGCAGCACACUCUACCAGUUCAGAGUGAGAGCUUUCUCCAAAGUGCCUGGAGAGUGGAGCACGUUUGUUGAGGCGAGGACGCAAGGGGGCGGCCAGAGUUCAAGCCCGACCACCUCCAAUGUGACUAGCAAGCCUUCGGGGGACAGUUACCAGCUGCUGGUGGCAGUGGUGGGCUCUGUGACUGUCACCUGCGUAACUAUCAUGUUGGCACUGCUGGCUCUUUUCUUCAUCCGCAAGACGCUGCUUAACCGUCGGCGCACAUUCACCUACCAGUCUGGAUCUGGUGAAGAGACUAUUCUGCAGUUUAACUCGGGAACUCUGACCUUGACACGGAGGCCCAAGCCCACCCCAGAGCCCCUCACCUAUCCAAUCCUUGAAUGGGAGGAUAUUAAGUUUGAAGAUGUCAUCGGAGAGGGCAACUUCGGCCAGGUGAUCAAAGCCAUGAUCAAGAAGGACGGCAACAAGAUGAGCGCAGCCAUCAAGAUGUUGAAAGAGUUUGCCUCAGAGAAUGACCACAGAGACUUUGCAGGAGAGCUGGAGGUGCUGUGCAAACUAGGCCAGCAUCCCAACAUCAUCAACCUCAUCGGAGCCUGUGAAAACAGAGGUUACCUGUACAUAGCCAUUGAAUACGCUCCCUACGGUAACCUCCUGGAUUUUCUGAGGAAGAGUCGAGUGUUGGAGACUGACCCUGCCUUUGCCAAAGAACAUGGCACGGCUUCCACCCUCACCUCCCAACAGCUGCUGCAGUUUGCUGUAGAUGUGGCCACAGGGAUGCAUUACCUAAGUGACAAACAGUUCAUCCACAGGGAUUUGGCAGCCAGGAAUGUUCUUGUAGGCGACAACCUUGUGGCGAAGAUAGCAGACUUUGGCCUGUCACGCGGCGAGGAAGUUUACGUGAAGAAGACAAUGGGGAGGCUGCCUGUGCGCUGGAUGGCCAUCGAAUCCCUGAACUACAGCGUGUAUACGACCAAGAGUGAUGUGUGGUCUUUCGGUGUUCUCCUCUGGGAAAUUGUAAGCUUAGGUGGCACGCCAUAUUGUGGCAUGACCUGUGCUGAGCUUUAUGAAAAAUUGCCGCAAGGAUACAGGAUGGAGAAACCCAAAAACUGUGACGAUGAGGUCUAUGAGCUGAUGAGGCAGUGCUGGAGGGAUCGGCCUUAUGAGAGACCCCCUUUCUCACAAAUCUCUGUCCAGCUCAACAGGAUGCAGGAGGCCAGGAAGGCUUAUGUGAACAUGGCUCUCUUUGAGAACUUCACCUAUGCUGGGAUAGACGCCACAGCUGAAGAGGCCUGACUACCAGCCCCCCCAGACCCUAGCAUGCCACGUAGCUCCAAAAGUAAGUCCCGAGGAUGGUCGCCACGUUACUGCCACCUCCCUGCCGCUCAACGUCGAGACAGGAGGACCUGGCGCUCUACCAAAACCACCCAGCUAUAGAUGGAGGACUGUGAAAGGACACUGUGUGGAGUGUGUAGAUAUCAGAGGCAAUGGGAGAUGUGGAGUAUGGCUGGGCCUUGGAUGGAGAGAUAGCUACUAACCUCUUGGAAAAUACUGACCCCUUGCCAUUAAGGACCAGAAAAAAGAGACAGCAUUGUACCUCUUGCUGUAACAAAAGGUUAUAAUGCUGGACUUUUUUCCCUGAGUGCUCAGGGGGAGUGGUAAACAAGGAGCUAUGUGACUUGCUGAAACACCACAGGGUCUGUGGGGUGUCAACGCUGGACUUUAUUUUCUCUCCACUGCUUAAAAUGGAGAAGGAAUUCUUUUCAUGAAGAUGAAAUUAAAAGGCACAGUGUGGAUCACAAACAUUCAAGUUCUCAGACUGUCAGAAAAGGACGAAAGACAUUCAAUGUAGCACUUAAAACCAGCCUCUUUUAUGCCAUCUGUGUCUUUUAGUAUUUGCCUAUCACUGCCAUGUGAAUGUAUCUACUACUGUAUGUAUUUUGUCUCCUUUACAUAGAUGUAUCAAAGUCUCCUAUUCAAAUGUAGUCAGAUUUACAGACUGAUAUAAAUGCAGCCACAGUAGAUGCUCAGUGUGUUGCAUGCAGAUCUCCACCACAAGAAUAGUUUUUUUCUCAAAACUCUUAAGAUAAAGGGCUGAUGCACAGCCAGUCUACCAGCCACCACCAUUAUAGUCUACCUUUAACAUUAUGCAACCUAACACAAUGUAUGGUAUGUAUCCACCAUAUAAAGAAUGUACAGUAUGUUUUCAUUUACAAGUUCCUCGAAUAAAGCUUUUGUGUGGUGACUGGACCCAUCACCACAAGUACUUUAA